Molecule: messenger RNA, 6282 nt
Organism: Eleginops maclovinus (Patagonian blennie)
Lineage: Eukaryota; Metazoa; Chordata; Actinopteri; Perciformes; Eleginopidae
Product: sphingosine-1-phosphate phosphatase 1-like
Biological process (GO): sphingosine metabolic process
Cellular component (GO): endoplasmic reticulum membrane
Molecular function (GO): sphingosine-1-phosphate phosphatase activity
Source: RefSeq, a predicted model, not a curated record
GAAACCACUCAGUUAGCGGGUCAUUGAACGCAUCCGAACGCUGUCGAACGAGGACCGACCUGUUCGCUGUGUUCGUUAUCGUAUCAACGAGUCAAUUAAUGACUUUUUCUUUCAUUUAAACUACUACUUGUUACUUGUUGUGGUUUAAAAACGGUCCGGGGUUCUCUUUUCUAUGAUGCACGGGUAAGCUAGCUAACGUUAGCCGCGGAGCUAACGUCAAUCGUCCAGUGUCUGUGCGGGGAAAAAGUAGCGGAGUUCGCGUUCCUUUUUUCAGGCUUGCUGGAGGCGAAUAAAUGGGAGUAAACAUGGAGAAAAAUAAUCGUUUGGUAGAGCUGUAUUAUUAUCUACAAGACCCCCACCUUGUUGCCCAAUUUCAGCGCUUUUGUGGGGUACACGGGACGUUUUCGGGGACCGUCUCCAGCAAAGAAGCAGACCGGACUCAGUCGCACAACAACGGGGCUUGCCACCGUCACAUCACCGGGGAAAAUGAGAGUGAAAACAUGGCUGGAAUUGGAGGAGCUGGGGAAGGAGACAGAAGACUGGCUGUUCGGAAGAGGGUGAAAAACAGAGGGGAGGAAAGUGAAGAUCCUGCCCGGAAUGGAGCACCUGUGUCCGCAGCAACCUCCGGGGAAGAAACGGUGGUUGUGGGAAAUAACGGCCGUAGUCUCCAUGGAGCCGAUGGUCAUCGCGCUGCACGUUCGGACUUUUCAGGGGCAACCGCGGGGGGAGAAACGGUUGCUGUGGGCAAUAACGGUCGUACUCUCCAAGGGGCCGAAACCGUAAGUCACAGCGCUGCACAGCAUGUCUCUUCAGCGUCAAACGAAGAGAGGGAAACGGGGAAAGAAAGUGACGACCACCCACCCAGCAGCACGGUAAAACCCCUCCGUAAAAACUCUCUAACGGGCGAUGCAGGGCAAGAGUUCCUCAUCGGGAACCGGUUGCUGUACUACAUGUUCACCUUCGGAACCGAGCUGGGCAACGAGCAGUUCUACAUCACCUUCUUCCCCUUCGUGAUGUGGAACAUGGACGCCUUUGUGAGCAGGAGGCUGAUCAUGGUGUGGGUCUGGGUCAUGUACCUGGGUCAGUGCACUAAGGAUGUGAUCGGCUGGGCCCGGCCCGCCUCGCCACCUGUGGUCAAGGUGGAGAUGUUUUACAACUCUGAGUACAGCAUGCCGUCCACACACGCCAUGUCGGGCACUGCCAUUCCCUUCUCCCUGUUCUUCUUGACCUACGGCCGGUGGGAGUACCCGUUCCCGCUGGGCUUCAUCCUGGCUCUCUGCUGGUGUCUGCUGGUCUGUGUCAGCCGAAUCUACAUGGGAAUGCACUCGGUCUUGGACGUCAUAGUGGGCGUCCUCUACAGCAUCCUGAUCCUGCUCCUCUUCCUGCCGCUGCUGGACCUGAUCGACGGGUUCAACCUGUCGCACCGCUACGCCCCGCUCAUCAUCGUCUGCUUCCACCUGGGCCUGGGCCUCUUCUCCUUCACCCUGGACACUUGGAGCACCUCGAGGGGCGACACCGCUCAGAUCCUGGGCACGGGCGCCGGGGUGGCCCUGGCCUCGCACGUCAACUACCACCUUGGUCUGCUGCCCGACCCGACCCCGGAGCAGCUCCCCUACACCAUGCCCGCCCUCAGCGCCGGCCUGGUGGGCCUGUCCCUGCUGCGGUUGGUCCUGGGCGUGCUGGUGCUGGUGGCCACCCGGGCGCUGAUGAAGGCCAUCACCAUCCCGCUGGUGUGCCGGGUGUUCGGGGUGCCAAGCACGGACGUGAGGAAGGCCCGGCAGCACAUGGAGGUGGAGCUGCCGUACCGCUACAUCGUGUACGGGACGGUGGGCUUCAACGUGCUCUUCCUGGUCCCGCUGCUCUUCAGCUACGUCCAGCUCUCCUGAUUUGGAUGUGCAGUCAGUUGCUGGCUGGGAGAAACAGUGAAGUUAUAUUCACCUAAAGCCGUUCCCAGUUCAGAUCUCCCAGCCAGAACCCCUUUCUACGUUUUCUGGGUUAGGACUGAGGUGGAUUAAAGCCUGCAAACUGAUCUGGGUGCUGACAUGUUUUCAGUUUUCCUAACGUUGGCUCAGGAAGCAUGAGCCGGGACAUCUGCUCAUUUUUAACAGUUCUCUGACCACUUAUCUCUCUGAUCUGUUCUUUUAGAUUUAUUUCAAAUCAACCGGGUCAGAGCCAAAAAACCACUCCUCUUCCUCCAGCAGAUGAAUUCAGAUGAAAGAGUGGCCUCUGACCACUGAUGGCUACUGAUAACUGACCUGUGUCUUUCUAUUUACAAUUUGUUUGAAUGCAUUUGUUAUUGAGAGUUCAGACACACAAGUACGUUUUUGGAAGACUGAAAUGUUUCCUUCCUUUAAAUGCAACAUGUCGGCGCCUUCGGGUGUACUUUAACGACUUCACAGUGACAUAUACAAACGCUGUCAGUCUUUUGUUGUUUGAAAAUGAUUUAGAAACUUGAUUUAAGCCUCUUCAACAAGUACCUGAAACAGGUAAUGGUACAAUGCUGCGAUUUCAUCGUUUUAUCUAUAAAAAGAAAGAAGAAAUUAGGAAGAAUUGAAAUGUUAAAAGUGACCAAAAGAGCAAAACUCAAAAUAAAAAAUCCUAAAAAACUGAUAUGCAACAAAUCCUCAUAUUUAGAGGAUCUGCAAACAGUGAAUAUUUUCAGUUCUUGGGUAAAAACAUUACAAUUGAUUGAGUUUUCAAAUGUUUUUGGUUGAUUUACCUGAUUCAGUUUUUAAACUCUGUGUGGUUCUUCGUCAGAAAGCUUCUGAAUAAUUCUUCUAAAUCGUUCCCAACUUUUUUACGUCUCAAAGCAAUAAGACUUUAUACUUCCAUAUUCCUGUAUCAGAGUGUACCCCCCCCCCCCCCCACACACACACACACACACCUGUGGAAUGGACACCUGUGUUUUAAAUGUGUUGAUCUGUCAGACUAAAGCAGAUUAACGUGUGUCAGAAAUCAGAAUCGGAUCAUUUUUGAGGUGUUUGAUUGCAUGUGUAUAGUUUUUCUAAUGGGCUCUCUCCACUCUCUGUUCCUCUCACUGUUUCUGUCUCCAUGGCAGUUCUGAGAUUGAUAUUUUGUUCCUUGCUGGAGAAAAGCAAUGACCGGGCACAUACUGUAUGAUCCAGAAGAAACAGAAGGAAGUGACACUCGGUUUGGGAAAUGGACAGAGAAGUUUUAAAUAGUUUUUAUAUGGGAUGACGGGAACUGGACUUUUUGUUCUUUGCCCUAACAAUGUAAACUGAUGGCUUCCUGUGCGGGGAGAGUCUGGAGGCAGGAGGAGAGAUAACGCUGAUCUCAGGAGGGAAGACGCGUGCAUCGCUGACAGGCAGGUCAGGAGGUGAAGAGAGGCGAACAGCUCAGGCAAAAAUAAAUGUUCUGCACAAUACAGAUUUAUGGCUUUCUCACGGGAGCUGAAGCAUUCAGGUUUUAGAAGAGAAAGGGAAAAGUCAUCAUUUUAGGAGGAAACUGGCAAGAAUUGAAAUCUAGGUUUUUAUAGCCUUACAGUGCUAGAGAUUGUUUACUAUUUACUACUAAGGAACAAAUAAUAAAUGCAGACAUUUCUUAAUUUGUACUUCACUUCCUGUAGUCCAGCAUGUCCGAUCUUCUUGUUUCCUCAAAGGUUUGUGUCCUUGAUCGCAGCAUUGACCGAAAAAUAGAAUUUCUUAAUGAAUUCCUCAGACAGAAAGCUGGAAAACAUUUGAUUGUGUUUCUGUUUCGUCGUUGUGUUAUCUCAAUAUUAAGCUUUAUAGAUUGUAUACGUCAACAUUGAUUUUUAACACGAUACAGAACCAGCUCAGUUAGUGUUUCUGUGCCUGCAGCUCUGAACAGGAUGGAAGAUGCAUGACAGAUUCUCACGCACGAUAAAACAUGCAUAUAAACAGUUUGAUAGGAAAAAACGUUCUGUCAGAAGUUUUUUAAACUACCUUUUUUUCCUCAUCGUCCACAAAGACUCUCCUCCUGCCGACCUCCCACACAACAGCUGAGUCACAGUAAAGAGAGACCACUAAAACUGUCCUUAACCUCUCAGUGGAAAUCCACUCCGCUAUGGACACAUCUGGACUGUUCCCCCUGUGCCUAUUUUAUAUUUAAAUAAGCAGAUUAUUAUUAUUAUUAUUAUUAUUAUUACGUGGAAGGAAAGACCCAGUUAAACCCUGUAGCUGCAGACCACUGUGCAUCUCUACAGCAGAACAUCACUCAGAAACACCAGGGAUGUUUCCACACACUUCACGGUGCAGAAUCUCCCUCUCCUGGAGGCGAGACAGACUGCUGCACAGAUUCACACAUUCCUCCUCCUGUUUCUCCACUGUGGGUGAAGUGCCUUGCUCGAGGGCACUGUUAGGGGCUAACGGAGUGCUGGGGACGGGCAGAGAGAGUGUUCUUGGCAGUGAGGGCAGCGGGCUGUGUUGUUGUUUGUACGGUACUGUCCUUAUAUAAAUGCACUGUUCCCAGAAUGCACUGUGUUCCCCCCCUGAGCCGGGCAGGCGGGGGGAGCUGGUCCUUAAUGUUGAUUUUAGUGCAGAGUUUGUUAUCUUAUCAGAAAACAGUCGACGCUUUGUGAGGAUUUAAAGCCGGGUUCAGGACUUUAACUGCAGUCAGAUAUUACUGUUCGUGGCUAAAGUAUUUCAGUCCUUGGUGUAAAUAUAUUAAGCUAUUUAAGGCACUUUUUUAUUUACCACCAAGAUUACUUUUACUAAUGCAGGACACUCUAAAGGACUGAUUACUUGUUCAGCUAUUUAUUUUGCGUAUAGAAAGUGGUUUUAUAUCCUGAAAAGCAGACAACAUAACAGACCAGCUUCCCUUUUUUGCCUGGCUUGGAUUGGUCGAUUCACUUCCUGUGGCCUUGCCUCGUGCACUAACAUAUUUCUGCUUGUUGGUGUGUUUUUGUUUUUGUCUGAAUGUGGUUUCCUCUCUGAACCAGAUAAACAGGAAGUUAUUCCCUGUUGAUGUUUUUUUGUUUUUGAUUCACACAACACACAAACCCUUAAAUCUGAGGUUGGGCGACAUUUGUUCUAACUGUCUCACGCCUCUUCUCUGGCAAUAGAUUUUAAACCUGUUGCUAUUCAUUAGUUAAUACACAUCCAGGUUGAAUAUCAGAGCGCCUGUGUGCCUGUGGAAGAACAUGGAAAACAGACGUGACCAUUUUGAGGUCAGCUGCAAUAAUCAGACAGAGCUUUAAUAAUUUGAGCACAUGUCGGUGUUUACAUCCCGGCAGCAGCUGGAGGUUUCCUCUGCAGAUGGAGAAGCUAUCGAGGAAAUAAGAUAGAUACAUCAGAUUACAAACAAACUUCCUGACUGGGAUAUAAAUAACAUGAGGCCCCCACAAACCUCCCCCCCACACACCCACAUCCAGGUCCAUCAGUGUGUGUUGACCCAGAGAGGGUUGUAUGGAUGGAAGAUGGAUGACAGGAGCCUUAAAUCACCUAUUUUAGUUUGUGUUUCCAAAGUUUAGGUUUCCUUUUUGUCAAGAAAUCUGGUUCUGCUCCCUUUUGAAAUACAGUAAAUUGCAGGACUUUGGGAAACACCUCCUAUUUUGUAGAAUACCAGAAAAUUGUACAGUUCUAUCCAUACUGGCAUCACCACGUUUUCUUCAAUCGUAUUUGUUUGUUUUUUUCGUCAUUUGGUGGCAUCUCAAAUUGUAUUUGUUAUUAAACCACUUGAGUUAUUUGUUGUGACCCACAAUUGAUUCAAUCCAAGGAAUACAAGACCUGACGUGUGUUGGCAUCUGAUAAACUCAAGAAAACUGAUCACAGCACCUGAAAACCAUUUGGUUAUAUUUCCUAAAUGAGUAGGGAAAUAUUGAGUGUUUACAGUCCUCAGAAACCCCAGAUUUUAGACCUUUUUAUUACACAUUUAUAUUGAACCCCUACAUUUCUGUAGCAUCCUUUAUGCCCCAAUUUCUGCUCGGCUCUGCUCUAAACAACAUGGACGUGUGUGUGUGUGUCUUCUUUCUUCCUUAAGGCUGGAUUUCAGAGAGUCUUUCAUACAGAAAACAUUUCUCACCUUGACCAAAUAUUCAGAGGGGUUGAUCUGUGUAUAGCUGCAGCUGCUCCCCGCUUCCCUGUAGUGCCUUUAUUGUUCAAAAAAUGUCGUGUUAAAACUCUGUAAUGAUUUCUCAUCCUAUCGUUGCCUUUUGCACUUUGUCGCCGCGUUAAUGUGGAAGAGAUGACUGAAGCAUUUUCCCACACUGUCGCUUUUUUAUCACUGCCUUUAUGAUUUCAGUGAGUCACUGUCAUUCAAGCUUUUGUGUCAAUGUUGAAUAAAUUCAAGAAUAUUGAUUUUAAA